This is a messenger RNA of Dendrobium catenatum, 2120 nucleotides long. Its product is annotated as DUF21 domain-containing protein At4g14240. The transcript has 14 exons. Gene Ontology annotation, biological process: magnesium ion homeostasis. Bases 349 to 1821 code for a protein of 490 amino acids. Gene Ontology annotation, cellular component: intracellular membrane-bounded organelle. The record is from RefSeq and is a predicted model, not a curated record. Lineage: Eukaryota; Viridiplantae; Streptophyta; Magnoliopsida; Asparagales; Orchidaceae.
AAAAUCUUGACAUGCAAUGUUUGUAGGCCUUGGUACAUAGCAUCUCUCGCUUUGGCUCCCCUUCACGGCUAACGGGAUAUUCUCUGUCUUCUUGCUUGUACCAACUGCAUCGCCGUCUUCGUGUCAUCCGGCGUCCGUGCGACGCUUCCAAGACUCCAUGUGAGAGGUUGUGCAUGCGAUCAUUGACCAGAUCCACAUGAAGUAUUGUUGUCCUAUCACACCUUAAAAGAAUAGUUUUAUAUUUCGUUUCUACAAAUUUGUCUCGAUUUCAGUCAAUUUUGUGGAGGUUUGUGCGGGGUGAGAGAAAGAGAGGGAUCAGGAUUUCGGGGCGAUUACCGCAUCUUUGAGAUGCUGGCUUCCAAUGCGAUUGCGGUGGCAAGAAUGGUGGCGGUGGCAGCGGCCACGGGCGGCGGGAGUGGUGGAGCCUCCGCCGGCAGAGGCGGCGUGAUCGCUCUUGGGGCAGACAUCCCGUUCUGCUCGAUUUGGUGGUUCGUGUACGCGGGAAUCUCGUGUGUUCUGGUGCUUUUCGCCGGAAUUAUGUCGGGCCUUACCCUUGGUCUCAUGUCGCUGGGCCUCGUCGAGCUGGAGAUUCUGCAGCGCAGCGGAACACCAACUGAGAAGCGGCAGGCAGCUACCAUUCUUCCCGUUGUUCAAAAACAACACCAACUUCUGGUGACUUUGCUAUUGUGUAAUUCUGCUGCCAUGGAGGCCCUUCCUAUAUUUCUUGAUAAGAUAUUUCAUCCAGUUCUUGCAGUUAUCUUGUCUGUAACAUUUGUUCUGGCUUUUGGAGAGGUUAUUCCUCAAGCCAUAUGCACAAGAUAUGGUUUAGCAGUGGGUGCAAAUUUUGUUUGGCUUGUGCGCAUCCUAAUGGUCAUUUGCUAUCCAGUAGCUUAUCCAAUUGGAAAGCUUUUAGAUUGUGCACUUGGACAUAGUGAUUCGGCAAUUUUUAGACGUGCUCAGUUGAAGGUUCUCGUCUCUAUUCAUAGCAAAGAGGCUGGUAAAGGCGGGGAACUCACCCAUGAUGAAACAACAAUAAUAAGCGGUGCUCUUGAUUUGACAGAAAAGACUGCUGAGGAAGCUAUGACACCGAUUGAAUCAACAUUCUCAUUAGAUGUCAAUUCAAAGUUGGAUUGGGAAGCCAUUGGCAAAAUUCUAGCUCGGGGCCACAGCAGAGUCCCUGUUUAUUCAGGAAAUCCAAGGAACAUUAUUGGUCUUCUACUGGUGAAAAGUCUUCUCACAGUUCGUGCUGAGACAGAGACACCAGUUAGUGCCGUUUCCAUAAGAAGAAUUCCUAGGGUCCCAGCGGACAUGCCUCUAUAUGAUAUACUAAAUGAGUUUCAGAAGGGAAGCAGCCAUAUGGCUGCUGUUGUGAAGGCUAAAGGGAAAACAAGGAGUCUCCCUCCCGCUGAAGGGAACAAGUCUGAAGAAAAUAAAGAAGUUUAUGGAGAAUCUAACUUGACAACUCCUUUAAUAUCAAAAGAGGAUAGAAGCUUUGUAGUGGACAUAGAUAAGGUUCAAGAAAAACAUGCUAAUGAAGAUGUUGAAGAAGGAGAGGUUAUUGGCAUCAUCACUCUUGAGGAUGUAUUUGAAGAACUCCUACAAGAGGAGAUUGUAGAUGAAACUGAUGAGUACGUUGAUGUUCACAAAAGGAUACGUGUGGCUGCUGCUGCUGCUGCAUCUUCAGUUGCACGGGCUCCAUCCAUUAGGAGGUUAACUAAUCAGAAGGCAGCAGGAGCACAGCAUAGGCAAGGGCAUCAGCAGCAGCAGCCAGGAAUACUGAAGAAACCUGGUGAAGGAGACCCAAACUCGCCAAGAAAUUAAACAAAGUGUUCUGUAAUCUCAUCCAGGAACUAAAGCUAUCAGGCUAAUCUGGCAGAGUUUGGUGAUUACUCUGCCUUCUCAUCCUAAUUUUUGACCAUCUAUGCCUGUUCAUUCCUACUUUUUGUUUGAUUGGCUCAUUGUAAGUUUCAUAAGAAAUAAUUGAGCUGUAACUUAAGGUACUAAUGUUGUGAUGAUUUUGCUAUGGAUUGUUAUCAGUUUUUUUGGUGCAGGGUUGAAAUAUAUCUAUUAUGAAUAGGGUUGUUAAGUGAUUAGAACAAUUCAAUAUUGAUUUUAUAGAA